GGUCUGCGACAGCUUGCGCAUCUAAAUAUCACGCAAAACUCGCUGUUGGACCGAAGUGGUCUAAGAAACCUCAAUGUGGCCAUGGCUGUCGACCCUCUCUCCCCGAUUGCGCCGGCGCGCAUUCGGGCUCUCCUUCUCCCCGUAGGUCGCAUCAAGCGGUCACGUUUUCUAGCUUUCGUGGAGCUAUUGCAGACGCAAUGUCUCAUCCGCUUGGGAGAUAUCAGUCCGGAUUCGAGACCAGACAGGAACAUGUUCUCCCCCUUGGCCUUCCCAAAUGGAACUCUGCUUUAUGAUUUGUCGACUUCAUUGCCACCACAGUCUCAGCUAUCUCUAUCCCCAUUCGAGCAGUUUAGAGAACCACUUCUAGUCAUCGGUAUCGCUGAUGCUACGGAAUAUUCCUGGCUAGAUGAGUCACGUGCUGAUGAUCCGGCCUCGCAGUCUGAAAAUGUCGCUGAAGAGUUGACUGAUAUCUCCACUUCCAUUGAAGAUCUUCGAGAACAAUUCCCCAGGGCCUAUCUUCACAGUUUGAUGAUGUUUGACUAUCAGUCUGCAUCUCGACAUCCUCAGCUUCCACAGGAGACGAUACUAGUACCCCCUAGAAGCCAACUCAAGACAACCACAAUACGAACAUUUAUGUGCGAUUUAACGUCUGUCUUUUUAGCGGAGCUGACAACACUGGCGAAAUCUAUCCAAGCGCUGCCAACAGUUCCCUCACCCGCGACCGCUCAGAAUGGCACUGCCGAUGCACCUUCCAGCUGGACAAGCUCUGACUCUUUAGGCACGCAGCUCGGUCGUCGGAAUUCUCAGAUACCCUCAAGCUCUAGACCAGAUUCGCCAGGGGCUCCAGGAUCCAAAGAAGUACAUCGAAUGUCCAUGCCUGUCCUGCCCUCUACAGCUCCCAGUAGUACUUCAACCCCAGAAGAUCCUCGAUCACAGUCUCCUACAACACAAGGCGCACGCACCCCGCCGACCACAUUUGACGAUAUAGCUGGAGUGAAUGCGCCGAACCCACUGAACCGCACAAACAGCAAUCCUAACAAAAGCCAAGCAUCAAGCCUUCGAGACUCUAGCAGUGACAGGUUUUCAAUCCAGGGUUUUGGCUCUGGUGGUGUUGGCGAACGCGCGCGAAACAAGGGCCGCGGUCGAGUCAGUAUCGUCAUUGGAACGCUGUACCUGAGUGCCGGAUUGUGGCACGAAGCAAUCGGAGAACUAGUGGAAGGUGCAACUCGAGCUCGCGCUUUCAGCGAUCACUUAUGGCACGCCAAGGCUCUGGAAAAUAUACUCGUUUGUCUUUUGUUGUUCGCAUGGGCAGGCAUGGAUUUCCAGAUACCACAACUGUGUUAUCCGAUCUCCGAUAAAUCGUCAGGCACGAAGUCUCCGCAGCAUACUCCAUCAAGCAGUGUUGCGAACAUUGCUACCGCUACCUCUGCACCAACGAGCCAUGAAGUGGCCCUUGAAUCUCUUAAUGCACUUAUCCCGGAUUUGGUCAACAUGAUAUUGAACAUCUACAACAGAGCUUCUAAUUUCAGCGGUGAAUCGCUCCCGCCUCUCGCCCAUUCAGAAUGCGUUAUCCGCUUUUCUAAGCUUCUGGCUGCGAUGAAUCUAUCAGCUGGGUCACUUGAUUUCGAUGCCCUGCAGCACCUCGUUCAAAGUACACCCUUGCGACAAAAGCCAAGAUUAUCUGUUCCCAGACUCAGUGUCAACCCGACACGGAAUGACAUUGCAAACUUGCUUUUCCGUGCUUUGCCGGCCCCAGAGUCAACGAGCGUCAAUCCCACAGACCGUGUGGUAAUACUCGCCGGAAUUGCGUCAAUCUUAUCAUCUUUAGGAUUACAGCGCAAGAAGGCAAUCGUCAUGAAAGAAUUCAUCACUUCACUCAUUCCUGGGCUAGUGCAGGCUAGGAAGGUUGGUGCAGCUGAGAUGGGAGUACAUCCGGCUGCGGGGCUAGCUGCUCUUAAUAUGGCAACCGGGGGCACAUCUGGCGCAGGUGCCUUGAACCUCGGGGAAGGCGAAGUGGAAAAUGGCAUCGAUCAAUUUCUUGGGCUUCUCGGGAGGAUAUAUGGCAUACCAGAUUCUCGGAAUGCACUCAAUUACUCGGGAUCACCGACUCCGGACCAUGAAACCGACCAAUCAAGGGCUCGCAAUAAGAACAGUCAGGCCGUUGUGGAAGAAAUACUUCAAAUAUCCUCUCUCAGGGCCUUUGGGAGUCUUAGUUUGAAGUUGGAUAUACUCCGUAUGUGCAUAGGUUUCUGCGAAGCCCUACCUGACUUCAACGGAGUGAUUCAUUUCACAGCAUUGUUGCUUCGAAUGGCUGGCCCAGGUACCGCGCCUAAGGCUAAUAGCACCGAUGUCUUCGUGUCUCUUACACGCGAGGAGCAAGCCCGGUUAUAUGGGAACAUUUCAAAAACAGUUGCCGCUGCUGCAAGAUUAGGGCUCCAGCAGGUUGACACCGAGUAUUGGGAUGAUUUCUUGGUCCGAGGAAUCUUCAUUGUUGAGGAGCCUCACGCUCUUCGACUAACUCACCAUCGCCCUAUAGAGCUCAAGGCAACAUCGACAGUGAAGGAGAGCCCAUUCAUUCACAACCCCUGGAUCAAACAACCAGCGACUAUCGCUACCGAGACCAUACUUGUCGCUGAAGAGAAAUACAAAUUCGUCAUAGCGCUUCAAAAUCCUUACGACUUCGAAUUGGGUGUCGACUAUCUAAAAUUAGCUGCUGAUGGUGUGGAAUUUGAUGCGCAUGAAGAAAACUUCGUCCUGGGGCCAUAUCGAACUCAGAAGUUUCCAAUUGUGGGAAUCGCGAAAUCUGCGGGAGAAUUGAACAUCAUAGGGUGUCUGGUCAAGGUUACUGGCUGCCGGGAGCGCCUAUUCCCAAUUUUCCCAGAGCCAUGGAAACCAGAGAGAGAAUCUAAGAUGAAGAAAAUAGGAUUGAAAGCUUGUUUAGGCGCCCCCGUCUCUCGACCAUCUUCUGCUGUUGCACCAAAAUCGGAAGCUCCGAUCAGUGCACCCAAGCCACAAUCUCUGUCGUUCUCCGUAAUCCCUGACCAGCCUGUGCUCACAUUGGCGAAUGUCUCCCUACCCCAAGAAUCGAUAAUGGUGCUCGAAGGGGAAAGCAGGAAAUUUAGUGUUACAUUACACAACACAUCACCAACCGCUACAGUGGAUUUCGUGCACAUCUCAUUCCGAGAUUCUGCAACUGCAGCCAUGCAGGCUGCCACCUCCAACAAAGAUCUUCCAGCGGCUGAGCUGCACGAGCUUGAAUAUCAGUUGGCGCACCUACCCUCGUUACGGUGGUGCAAGGACCACGACGAUGAGGAUAUCCGUAUUAAACCCGGAGAAAAGGCAACUUUCCAGAUCGAAGUUACAGGUCGUGCACGAUUGACUGAUGCCGUCAUUCAAUUCGAUUACGCAAAUCUCGGGAAGAGACGGUCGGAGAUCCAGGAUACCUUCUUCACAAGACAAUUAUCCGUCCCCAUAUCCAUCACCGUCAAUGCUAGUGUACAACUUCAGCGACCGGACAUUGUUCCUCUGUCGGGCGAUUUCGCAUGGUCUGGCACAGAGGCUUCUUCACCUACUCUAGCUCUGGGAGAGAAUAGCAUGUUUGCCUCAUUCCUAGAUCAUACCCGAACUGGAAGGAAGGGGAACGAAUAUUGCAUGGUUAUGUUGGACCUCCGAAAUUCUUGGCCCAACCCCCUCGAGAUCUCUCUGCAGGCAUCGUCGAAACCCGUUGAAGGAGAGUCGGACGCGGUAUGGAGCGAAUCAUACUCCGUGACCGAAACCAUACAGCCAGGACAUGUAAAUCGUGCUGUCAUCAUCCUGCCCAAGAUCUAUGUCGAGGACCCUCACGCCCCAAUUCCUUCGCUCAAUCCCGCCAACCAACGCCAAUUCGUUGUUAGCGCAAGCAAACUAUCUCCCGAUGCAGAGCGUCUCUCCAGAGAAGCCUUCUGGUACAGACAUGAAUUAUUGAAACAUAUCCGUGGCACCUGGAAGGAGGGUCACAAUGGCCGCCACGGUGAAAUUGAGCUCAGAGGCAUUCGUCUAUCGGCUCGAAUGAUUGAAGCUACUAGACUUGAUGAUAUCUUCAUUGAAACAACCGUUGUUCCCGCGGAUGGUGAUGGCGAAGAUGAAGAUGCCGACCGUGUUCGUCGUGCUGGACACGCCAAAUUCCAAGUCGAGGUCGAUGAAUUUCUCACACUGAAAACAACGAUACACAACCGCAGUUCGCGUCACAUAUCGCCGCUGCUUCGCCUACAACCUCACGUGGCUGGUCUUCCGCACAACAUCGCACUUGACCUCGACAAGCGGUUCUCAUGGACUGGAGUCCUCCAGCGCAAGCUCCCCGCUAUUACACCUGGGCAGUCUGUCGAAACAGAACUCGGCAUCGUUGCUCUGUGCAGUGGCGUGUUCGAGAUCGGCGCUGUCGUAGACGAAGUGGAGCUGUUGAAAUCUGAAGUCGAGACGACAGAAAACAGGGCAAGAAGUGGAACAGCAACAUUGUUGCAAGGAAAUGUUCUUGGAGAUCCCAAGCUAGGUUCAUGGUACAUGAAGGAGCCUUGCACGAUCGUCGCGAAGAGGGCGGCUAUUGAGUGAUCACUGCACGACACUGAGCGUUUGAGCGUUUUGCAUUUGACCUGUCAUAGAAGUGGCGAGAGCAUAUUUGCCCCUACAUAUCUUAACUCCUUUGGGCCAGAUCUCCUUGUAUAUGAAGAGACGAAACUAAGCUUCGACUAGCAGCACUGGAGCAUGUAUAAAGAUGAUUUAGAACUGAAUUGAAUGUCAAAUAUGAUGGUGGAG
Molecule: messenger RNA, 4791 nt
Organism: Aaosphaeria arxii CBS 175.79
Lineage: Eukaryota; Fungi; Ascomycota; Dothideomycetes; Pleosporales
Product: hypercellular protein-like protein HypA
Exons: 3
Coding region: 82-4587 (1501 amino acids)
Cellular component (GO): trans-Golgi network
Source: RefSeq, a predicted model, not a curated record